This is a messenger RNA of Protopolystoma xenopodis, 231 nucleotides long. The record is from the annotation of a GenBank genome assembly. Lineage: Eukaryota; Metazoa; Platyhelminthes; Monogenea; Polystomatidea; Polystomatidae.
AUGGACGCAAUGUCGGGAAGUUCCAGUCAAAAAGGGGACGGUCUGAAGUUGUGCCCGAUCUCUUGGACUCCAACUACUCCAACAGACACCAACAAGCCUCUCAACAAGACCAUUCGUGCCCCGUGUUCAUCGGCGUGGUACCUACUUUCGGACGGAUUGGCCGACCGAUACGGAAAAGCGGGUGAAGAGGCGACUUACGUGACCCUCAGACACAAUGUCUCUAGCCUUUAG